AUGUUUGCUUGUCAUUUUUUUGAUGAUCCAGAUGCUACCGUCUAUGUCGGAGGCUUGGAUGAGAAGGUGACAGAGGCAUUACUAUGGGAACUCUUCCUACAGGCCGGUCCUGUCGUAAACACCCACAUGCCAAAGGACAGAGUAACCCAGUCGCAUCAGGGUUAUGGCUUUGUGGAAUUCAUGGGGGAGGAGGAUGCCGAUUAUGCCAUCAAGGUGCUGAACAUGAUAAAGCUCUAUGGUAAACCGGUCAGAGUGAAUAAGGCAUCGGCCCAUCAGAAGAACCUGGAUGUUGGAGCGAAUAUCUUCAUCGGUAACCUAGAUCCUGAGAUUGAUGAGAAGCUCCUGUAUGAUACAUUCAGUGCCUUUGGCGUCAUCUUACAAACACCAAAGAUAAUGAGGGACGUGGAGUCCGGGAACUCCAAGGGAUACGCUUUCAUCAACUUCGCCAGCUUUGAGGCAGCGGACGCAGCCAUCGAGGCUAUGAAUGGACAGUAUCUGUGUAACAGGGCGAUCACCAUCUCGUUUGCUUUCAAGAAAGACUCGAGAGGAGAGAGGCACGGCUCGGCAGCAGAACGUCUUCUUGCUGCCCAGAACCCCUUGUCACAGGCAGACAGGCCUCAUCAAUUGUUUGCUGAUGCUCCACCCACAUCUCAGGCCAACAAUGCGGUCCCGUCCCUGGGACAAGCCCCGCCCCCUCCACCAGCAGGAGGAACCGCAACCAGCAAUGCACCAACCAAUACCCCACUUCCAAUGCCUCCUCCUUUCCCCAUGCCCCCAGGCAUGCCACCCCCCGGCAUGCCCCCUCCGGGUAUGCCCCCACCGGGCGUGCCCCCACCCAUCCCUCCACCCGGUAUGCCGCCCCCACCCAUGCCUCCUCCACCGGUUCCACCACCGGGAGGUAUGCACCCCAUGCCUGGGCCCGGUGGUAUGCCACCCCCUCCGCCCAAUAUGAUGGGCGGUGGGCUACCUCCACCGCCUGUGCCCCCGCCUGAUAUGAGAGGACCACCACCCAGAGGAAUGCACCCUGGUCCUUUCCCACCCCCUCCCCACAUGAGACCACCCCCGAUGGGAGGGCCGCACCAUGGACCGCCGGAUAGGUUCAGGAUGGGACCACCAGGACCAGACAGAUACAUGGGUCCAAGGGGACCACCCCCUCCCUUCAGGGGUCCUCCGAGGGGCCCUCCAUUCAAUGGCCCUCCACAUGGUGGACCGCACAGGGGACCGCCGCCCCGCAUGCCCCCUAGGCCGCCAAGAUAUUAGAUUUACCAUCAAGUUACCAUGAUGAUUGACCUAAGGGUUGGCCACACAGCCACCUCACAGUGCCCCCAGGCCACCAAGAUUAUUAGGACACAAACAGCUAUUUUUUAGGCCCUGCACAUGGUGGACCACACAGAGGACCGCCGCCCCGCAUGCCCCCUCGGCCGCCAAGAUAUUAGAUUUACCAUCAAGUUACCAUGAUGAUUGACCAAAUGAUGGGCUACACAGGUACCUCACAAGCUCCGCACAACAACCAAGACAUUAGAAUCGCCAUCAGCUAUUUUUUUGGAUGUCAGUAUGGUGGAACACAGAGGACCGCCACCCCACAUGCCACCUAGGCCGCCCAGAUAUUAGGACUCCUACCAAGUUGCCAUAAUGUUUGAACGAUGGGCUACACAGUUACCUUACUUGCACCCCCCCCCCCCCCUAUCUCCCAUACUCUAGUAUGAGUACACUUUAGCUAAUGGAAUUAUCCUCACAUUCCUGCUUUUGGGCAACCUAGAUUUUAUUUUUGGCUACAACUUAUCAAAAUAUCUACUUCUUUACUUCAAUAUCUUGUUAAAGGAGAAUGAAACCCUUGAAACCAGCUGAAUCCAUAUCAAAGAGAAAAAUCUAAGAAACAUAUUGUUGAAAGUUUGAGGAAGAUUGAAUGAAUAAUAAGAAAGUUAUGAGCAUUUGAAUAUUGAGAUCACUAAUGCCAUGUAGAUCCUUCAAUUGGCAAUGCGACCAAGAUCUGUGAUGUCACACACGUACAACUCCCUCAUUGCUUUAGUACUUAUUUCACUUAUAUUCUCACUUUUAUAGAAUCUAUCACAAGGUGAGGUGUUCUCUUUAUGAGAGGACAAGUACAUAGGUUUCACAACAUUAUAUCAUUGAUGAAUAGUUUGUCAUAUGAUUAGAAUGAGCAAAAAGAGAUGUUUUGGGGUAUAUUUUCAGUGUCCAAAAGGGGAGAGUUGUUCAUCUGUGAUAUCAUAGAUCUUGGUUGCGUUGCCAAUGGGAGGAUCUCCAUAGCAUUAGUGAUCUCGACAUUCAAAUGCUCAUAAGUCUUCUAUUGCUAGUCCUAUUUUACUCAAACUUUUGUUGAUCUUAUUCUUUGAUUUUUCUGCUUUCACAAAAGCUAACUUGCUCCAAUAGUUUCAUUCUCCUUUAAUGUUCACCACAGAUUACAACCAUUAUUGAUUGAAACCCCCCCCCCCCCCAAUAUUAGAAGAGAACAUCAGUACUUUUUAAUGAAAUCCUAAAGAAAUUUCAGAUAAAUCCUUUGCUACCGUUGCAAACAUCCAGACAAGUUAUUUUUCAGGGUUAGGCCUUAAUAUUACAUGUGAGUCUGCCUAAGUCAUAUCUCUCUUGGGACCAUAGAAAAUCUGUUCAACUUCAAAUUGGGAAAAACUUUGACGAAGAAAAGAUAAGUACAUGUUUUGCAUAAUCUGAGUCCCGUUUCAUAAACACUUGUUACAUUAAAACAUUUUCAAUAACAGGUUGAAGCAUACUGAAAUCAUUCAAUUUGAUUGGUUGAUAGUAAACUUGUUAGAGAAUUUGUGCAUUUGUUAUUAUAACUAGUCUUUGUGAAAGAGGACCCAGCUCUGAGUAAUGCUUCUUUGGUGAGUAUUCAACUUAGUGGUCGAUUUAUGUAGACUCUGUAAAUAGGAUAGAAUACUGUGACUUUUCCAAUCUUUUUGUUUUUAGAACACUGUUUCAAUUUAUACUUGUCACUGUAUUGAAAGAUGUAAAGUUUGAAUAAAGAAAUGUGUAAAUAUGCUCAUACAAA
Messenger RNA from Lytechinus pictus (painted urchin), 3025 nucleotides. Its product is annotated as splicing factor 3B subunit 4-like. Gene Ontology annotation, biological process: positive regulation of mRNA splicing, via spliceosome. The record is from RefSeq and is a predicted model, not a curated record. Gene Ontology annotation, cellular component: nucleolus; U12-type spliceosomal complex; U2 snRNP. Gene Ontology annotation, molecular function: RNA binding. The coding region runs from base 1 to 1260 and encodes 419 amino acids. The transcript is spliced from 8 exons. NCBI's taxonomy places the organism in Eukaryota, Metazoa, Echinodermata, Echinoidea, Temnopleuroida, Toxopneustidae.